Molecule: messenger RNA, 1156 nt
Organism: Lycium barbarum (goji berry)
Lineage: Eukaryota; Viridiplantae; Streptophyta; Magnoliopsida; Solanales; Solanaceae
Product: bidirectional sugar transporter SWEET16-like
Exons: 3
Coding region: 157-699 (180 amino acids)
Biological process (GO): carbohydrate transport
Cellular component (GO): membrane
Molecular function (GO): sugar transmembrane transporter activity
Source: RefSeq, a predicted model, not a curated record
AAUUAAAUAUCAUUUAUAAUUAGUUAUUGACAUGCUUUAUUUUCCAAGUCUUACUCGUACAUCACAUGUAAUUCUUUUUUCCCUCUUAAAAAACAUUGUUGCUUUGUAGUUCUUCUUCGUAAUAUUUUGAGACUUUAUAGGGGUGCAUUUUGGGCCAUGGCGAAGAAAAAAUCAGCGGGGGAAUACAAUGCAUUUCCCUACAUGUGUCAACUAUUAUGCAGAACUUUAUGGGUUUUUUAUGGAAUUCUCUCUCCAGAUGGUUUGCUAAUUAUAACAGUAAAUUCAGUGGGGGUGUUCACCCAAAUCAUUUACGUCCUUACUUAUCUCAUUUAUGCUCCUUGUGAUAAAAAGGUGAAGGCAUUCAUUUUGGUGAGCAUAAUGAACAUCGUUUUCCCAGGAGUAGCAAUAGCUUUGAGUCUUCUUGUUCUCCAUGGAGAUGCCAGGAGUACUUUCGUUGGAGUUUUAUGUGCAGUUGUCACAAUCGGCAUGUAUGCAUCCCCUCUUUCCGUCAUGAUAGCAGUAAUAAGGACGAAGAGUGUGGAAUCUAUGCCAUUUCUCUUCUCAUUUUUCCUGCUACUGAAUGCCGGGGCUUGGUUUGCAUUUGCUAUGUUCCUCCAAGAUCCGUAUCUCAUUGUAAGUAUACUGUGUACUUUCCCGACAUUCAGCUUACAAACACCUGAUCAGUUAUAUAGGAUUUAAGUUAUAUACGUACAUUGAUAGUGGGGGAAAUACUAUAGCAGGUUAGUUACAAUUUUUUAAUUUUUUUUGUGGUAAAUUAGUUGGUUACCAGCUUUAUCAGAUUACUAAUUAGUGUUUAUCAUAAAGAUUUGCUUGUAAUUACCUUAUAUGUGAUCUGAUUAUAUAAUUCUAUUUUUAAUCAUCGAUGCAUAAAACUUAAACUCUUAAUAGGUACUAACUUGUCUUUUUUUUUUUUCCUUUAAAUCAGGUGCCAAAUGUGGUUGGAUUAGCCUCAGGGUCAGCACAGCUUAUUAUUUACAUAAUCUAUAAGAACAAACCUUCACCAGUGAACUCAGUAGAAAUGGUUGAUAUUCAUGAAGAAUAUGUUCAGGCAGCUGAGGAAGGCAGCCUUAAAGUUCAUAAAAGUGAUAGUACAAAGAGCACAAGCAUGAUAACGGAGCCAGCAAUAUUAUCAAAG